Camelina sativa (false flax) is the source of this 1128-nucleotide messenger RNA. RefSeq lists its product as uncharacterized. NCBI's taxonomy places the organism in Eukaryota, Viridiplantae, Streptophyta, Magnoliopsida, Brassicales, Brassicaceae. The record is from RefSeq and is a predicted model, not a curated record.
AAAAUAGAGAGAAAAAUCUGAUUAGUAAAUAAUAAAAUAAAAAACGAAACGCGUGGCGGGGAAACUACGGCUCGAUUAGCAGCGUCUCAGGCGUUUCCUCUGCUUCGACAAAACGCGCAAGUAUAUAGAUGCAGACGACGUUGUGAUCUUUGGAAUUACGAAAUCGAAUCAAGUCUUAAUCUUUCUUUCUGGGCAAUUGCUUGAAGACCGUCGCAGUAUCGAAUUCGGAGAAGAAAAAAAAAUUGUUUGGUUACCCUUUGCUCUGAAAACCAAAGUGUGAAAAAAGAUGGGAGAUGAUCAACGUAAUGAUCACAAUGACAAAGGACUCUUCCACCACUUAGCAGGAUUUGCAGGCGGACAUUACCCACCUCAUCAUGGUCACGGUUAUGGUCAUCAUGGUCAUGGUUAUGGAGCUCCUUAUUCAUACCCGCCUCCUCCUCCUCCUCCUCCUUCUUAUGGCUAUCCACCAGUUGCUUAUCCUCCACACGGUGGUUACCCUCCUGCUGGUUAUCCUCCUCACGGCUAUCCCCAUCCAUCUCACUCUGGACAUCACCACGGAGGUCUAGGAGCUAUAAUAGCUGGUGGAGUGGCUGCAGCAGCUGGUGCUCACCAUAUGUCUCACCAUGGACACUAUGGUCACCACCACGGUCACGGCUAUGGCUACGGGUAUCAUGGUCACGGUAAGUUCAAACACGGCAAGUUCAAGCACGGAAAAUUCGGAAAACGCUGGAAACAUGGCAUGUUUGGGAAGCACAAGGGCAAAUUCUUCAAGAAAUGGAAGUGAUCUCUUUCCAAAAGAUUGAUCCAACUUCAAAGACAUUAUCAUUACAUAGUAAUAAAUAUAUUAACAAGUCUGUAAAAUUACAUAUGUAGUAGUUAUACCGAGCCUAGCUAGAGGUUAGAAAGUUGUGAUCUUUCUUUCAUUCUGGGUUUUGGUUUUAUGAAGCUUUUUAUUUUUGUUUUUACUUUGGCAUGUAUAAAGGUUUCUCCUUUUCGUACAUAGUUGGAAACUGAGAUCCACUUGUUUGAAAACGAUCGAGUCUUUAGUAUUGAUGUGGAAUCGUCAAUAAGCUUCUUGCCUUUUUUUCUGGAGUUGAAGUGUAUAUGAUUAAGACUUGUUUAGUGAAA